AUGGCCUCGCGCGUGAUCCCAACCGUCCUAGACCCCCUCAAUGCAUCCGCGCUCAACAAGCUCCCCCAGACGGCUCCCCCCUCCAAAAAGCGCAAGUUUGGAUACGACACUGCUGCUGGACAGCUACCUACGAAUUCAAUAGUGAUCAGAGCUCGUGCCGCCUCACUUUCAGAUGAACCACUCGUCCUUAAUCCCAUUACCACAAUACCACGCUCCAAACUACCGUUAUCCUGGCUCGAAGACGCGUCAUGGGCUCAUUCCGACGCGCAACCGGGCGGUUUGUUCGUCGCCGAUAUACCUACACUCGAACAUGACCUUUCUACCUGUCUAGAGCCUACUGUCUUCACUGUACGGCUCCUCUCCGAUGGAUCACUAUAUGUUAUUGAGCGGGUGAAGCGGGGUAUCUAUUCAUUGACCCGGCUGGCACGGUGGGUGCACGAGGGCGAUAUUAUGGUUGCAGUAAAAGGAUGGCAAGGAUCUUCAAGAAUGAAUGUGGAAAGCGACGAGACGGCGUUUCCUCCACCGGAUGCUUUGAAUUGGUGGCAGACGGCACAGAUUGAGGAACCACAGUCUGACCUAGGCCUUGGAGAUGACUUCGCCGGGUUGCAGGUUGCAGUUGUGUUUGAGGAGGCCGAGGAGGCCGUGCCGGAUGUGGGGAGUGUUGCACCUUCUUUUGUCGAUGUACUUGAAUACCGGGGUCCAUCUGUUCCGCCUGCCUCGAAAGAAGGCAAUACCGAUGUGGAAGUUCCAUAUAGAUUGUCGGAGUCUCAGGGCGUCAGUACUCUAGACGGUAUGGAUCUUGAUAUUGGUGUAGAUGCCAACUGUGUGGAUGCGAAGCAGUCACCUGAGGAACUACUGGAUGGCAUGCGAGAUCAUUAUCUACAGGCUCUUUACAUCUCGAAGACAUCUUUGGCGUACUUUGCCAAGGGGCCGUUGACUCGUUGCCGUACUGCUUUCCAAUCAGCCGACUGUGGAAAACCAGAGUCACCAGCUGGUUUGGUUGAGUUCUAUCGCGAGGCUAUCUUGGCAGCCAAGAAGAUGGAUCUCAAAUACCGCGAAGCACUCCCAGCCAUUGUUCGAGAUGCCUUACUCGCUUUGUCUGACGGAGAAGGUGGAACUGGUACUAAGAAACGUAAAAGCAAAAAGAAGAAGCUUGGUAGGAAUGGUUUAUAUCCUGAGGAGGAUAGCUUCAUUCACAAAUGGUGGAAAGAUCGAGCAAUGGUGGAGCCUACUGGACAGGAGAGUUCCCGGGAGGCUGAGAGUAAGAAACACAUAUCUGACCUUCGACUACGUGAGACACAACUACAAAUCCUGUUGAUUCUUGAAGUGAUUGCGUUGGAAUCGACAGGCACCGAUGGGAGCAAGGACACGGAAAACAGCCAGAAAGUCGGAGACGACAAGGAACCGACAACCAAGCAGAAGGCCAAAAAAGCACAAGACAUGAAUGUGCUGCUUGAACUGCAUCUGGAUCGACUAUGUAUCUGGCACGCUGUCAGCCACGAGGAGACAUCAGCAGCCGAGACAGCAAAGACAUCGUCCUUUCGCGAGGGUCACAUGUCCGGGAAGAAGGUCGAGAGUGAUGCUGUUCGCGACUUCUGUACCGAAGUCAUCAUUCCGUUCUAUGCUGCACGCCUGCCAGACAAGUGCAAGCUAAUCACUCGCAAAUUCGGGGUGUCUGGUGGUAUCUCACCAACAAGCAAGAAAUCCAACAAAAGAGAUCGCCCUGAGCCAGGAGCUGAAGUCAAACGUCAACCACCACCACCACAAAAGUCUCGACGAUCAUUGCAUCGUGUGCUGACCGAUGAAAAAGCGGCUGCGGCGUCUCUAAAUCGACACCCAUCUUUGCAUCGGUCUAAUACUGCACCGACUAAACAUGAAAUUACGCGUGACUCUAUGGAACCUCUUCUUCCCACGGUACUAUCUGGGAACGUGCGAGGCGGAAUCCAAGUCAAACGCGUUGAAAAUCGUGAAGUUGAUCUCCAUGCAGUUGCACGACAACAUGAGAGUAAAUUGCGUAAGGUCCAAAUGCUGGUUGAUCAGAAGAAAGAACUCGACGCUGCGAUUCUUGCUUUGCGGAAACCUAACCGAGAGUUGGUUGCCAAGGACAUCGCAGAAGACGCUACCAAACGAGUUUCCACUGGGGGAGGUAGCUCACGGAAGCCAAAGAAUCCCGUUCGCAAUCCUCAUGGACAAGGUGUCCAAGUCAUGGCAACUCCACGCGGUAAUCGUAAGAGGGACACAGUUGUUGGACUCCCUCCGCUACCACGGAGUCUCAAGCCGUCAAAGUCAUUUGCCGGAGAAAUGGAUGACCAUUCGCUGGCUGAAUCCCCAGUCAUGAUUCCUUCCUCAGGCCGACGGGCCAUAUCGUUUUCUGGGCCUGAUUCAGAUCCAUUCAAAUCUCGUCACAUUGCAAGUCAAAGCGAGAGCAGGCGGCGACAACCCCCCUCGACAGAGCUUGGAGCGAUUCACGAAACACCCACUCGGCCUCCUACGAACAGACUUUUGUUUGAUCUGGGUCCCAAAGAUGACAGUACUGGUCUGGGACCAACUUCAUCUUCCAGUAAAGGAGGUCUAUUCCGAGUCCCUUUGCUCCCCGAGUCCCGCAACACAACAACGAAGUCAUUAAGUCAACCCAUGGCGCCCUCAACCCCCGUCUCUUCUCGGCGUAAGGACGCCGUCACAUCUACCCCCGAUGCAAACCCCUUUGGCAAGACUGCUUCUUCAAUGAUCAUGGAAACACCACCAAAAGUUCAUGGCAUGCAACCUGCACCUGAUACUCACACCAUCCCUGCGUCUCCCGCUUUGCCGACCAUGGUAACUAGUCAACCUCGUGCACAAUCCCCACCGGUUAUGAUCAGCACACCUGUAAAAUCUUCUAUUGUCCCGGUGACUCCAGAAAAGUCGCAAUCGAAGUCGAUUUAUGAACAUCUAGGCUGGGACGAUGACGAAGACAUUGACAUGCUUUAG
This is a messenger RNA of Penicillium angulare, 2967 nucleotides long. RefSeq lists its product as uncharacterized. NCBI's taxonomy places the organism in Eukaryota, Fungi, Ascomycota, Eurotiomycetes, Eurotiales, Aspergillaceae. The record is from RefSeq and is a predicted model, not a curated record. Gene Ontology annotation, biological process: DNA replication initiation. The transcript is spliced from 3 exons. The coding region runs from base 1 to 2967 and encodes 988 amino acids. Gene Ontology annotation, cellular component: DNA replication preinitiation complex.